GAUAAGCAUUUAUUCAGUGACCUAACCUAAAACUACAACCUCUCAUUUGUAAACAUUAAAAAAAUUUGAAUGAUAUUCUUCUUCGUGACCCAAGUAUCCAACAGAUAGGGAAUAUAUUUUGCAAAAUGGAUCUUUGUUUCCAAAGUUUGGAAACGAUUUCUUUGGUAGAAAAAUUGUCAUCCGCUUAUGCUUCUGAAAUUUGUGAAGAUGGAAGAAUAUCUCUGCUGACAGAAUAUAAUGUUUUCAUUUAUAACUUGACGAAUUGUAUGAACUAUGAAUUUGCUGAGAUGGCUUUCAGGAAGAUUUUGAUAAAACUGCCAAAAUCAUCUUUGAGAGAAGAAUUUGGGAGUGAUUACACAGAAAUGAGUGAGAAUAUUUACGAAACUAAUGUACACAAAAUAAUGAGAGAUUUAGAUGUAGAAAUGUCUUCUAAUGAAUUUAAGCCAAUAUCAUUAAAGUGGUCCCCUAAAGGCUUGCAAGGACAAUCAUUUUGUGUGUUUGCUGUCCUCAAUAAUUUUCAUGGACUUUCAAUUAUGGCUGAAUACAGGGAUAAAACAGAUUCUGCUGAUUAUUAUUGUGUAGUUAAUGUAACAAAGUGUAUAGUUGAACAGUUUGUCAAGCAAUGGGAAGAUAAAAAUGAAAUGCUUCAUAUAUCUAGAAUAGAAAUAUGGAAAGAACUAGUUUUGGCUACUAAGCCAAUAGCAUUUGAAUGGAGUCACAUUAUCAAUAAUGCCUGUGAAACUUAUGCAAUUCUAUUCAUUGCACAUCCAAAUGGUUCAGUCACUUUCUGGAGAUUCAACAGAAUAAGUGAACAUAAAUUAGAACAAAUCCCUUUGCAAUUUAUCGAUAUAUACUACUCCUCCAUACAAAAUAUAUCUACAAUAUAUUGGAAAAAGCUUGGUACAAAUGUUGGUGCACUAUGUAUUGGUGGCAGUGAUGGAAAAUUAUCUGUGAUAAGAGUAACAAAUGUGAAUCCUAAAACUUUGAAAUUUGAGCCAGAACAAAUUUUCGGUGAAGAAGAUGAUAGACGAAAAAUAAACUAUAUAACUUCAAUUGAAUACAACUCUCAUUCUUUUCUUAUAACUGUUGAUGAGGGUUUUCUCAAUAUCAUUCUGGUUCAAGAGGAUGGUACUGUUCUAGAUGAAGUUUUAUACAAUACAGGAAAUAUGGGUAUCACAGGUGUAAACUAUUACAAGGACAAUAUUUUGUUACUUUUAACUGAUGAAAAGUUGAAGAAGCUGACCUUAAACGUUGAAGAAUCUAAAGUACACAUAAAAGAUGAAAAUGUUAAUUUAAAUUUUGAUAAUAAUGUCUUCAGAAGUUGUGGAAUUGUUUUAUCUAACAAUAAAAUAUUUCUCGGUAUAUUUGCUUAUCCUUGUCAUUUGAAAGAUAUAACUAGACACGCUACUCCUUCAAAGUUCUUCAUUUAUCAUGAUGCAUCUAAAUCACCAUUGAAAAUUCUUCUGAAAAAUACAGACCAGAAUUUGAUUGAAUAUUGGGAUUGUUUAGAAGUUAUGAGGAUGUUAUCUUUCAAAGAAAAAAAAUUUCCAUGGCAUGGAAUUGAGGAUUUAGAUUAUGAUAAAUUAAAACUGCCACAAUUGAAAACUUUGAGAUGGAUUUCAAAAUUAUCAGAGAAUGUGUACAAUAUUGUUCCACAAAUUAAUGGAUAUUAUAUAAAACCCUACAUUCUUCUGCAUCAUUUGGUAACCAUACAGUUGGUAGUAUCAAGAAUGAGAAAAUUGUUAAACGAUUUAUAUCAAGGCAAAGAAUUAUCACUUUUCCAAAUGCGAAGUUUGGAUAUCAGCAAUAUGUAUUUGAAGGAAGUAGUUUUAAUGAAAAUACUUGAAAAAAGUGAAGUGGGAGAACGAUUCAUUGAUGAUAUCAUAAGUGUCAUGGAGGUGGCCAAUGAACUAGAAUACCCUGAUAUGCCACCUUGUUUUUGGUGUGGAGAAAAGAUUAUAGGUCCAACAUGUCUUCAGAAUCACAAAGAUAGCAGAUGCUCUAUUUCAAUGAUGCAGAUAUACCUCACGCCAGGAUUUAAAUGUCCAUUCUGUAAUUGUGUGGCUCACAUAGAAAUGGCUAAGGAGUUUGAUAUUGUGAUAUGUCCUUACUGUGAUGUACCAAUGUACAAAAGAUACUGUCCUGAAAAUGUGCAGAAUGCUUUAGGAGAAACGGACGAACUUACAAAACAAAAAAUGGAGCUAUCCUUACAAGCUGAUAUUCCUGAACAAGUUUGUUAUGAUGUUUCUGAGACAGAAAAUGUUUCAGUGGAAGAUUUGGAAUAUUUAGCUUUGACUGACAGUGAUGAAGAAGAAAAUAUUGAAGAAGGAAUGAAUCCAAUGAACCUCCAAUGUCCAUUGAAUGAAAAUUUGGAUGUAACAGAAAAUCAAGAAGGUUAUGAAGAUUCAUUCUCUAGAACUGUGGAUCAGUCAAAACUAAAUGAUAUUUCUGAUGAAGAGUUGAAAGAAUUUGAGAGUUCUGAUGAGCAGCUAACAGGGAAAGAUGAUCAGGUAACGGAAUUGAAAGAAAGUGGUUGUUCUGCCAAUGAUCCAGUAAAUUUUGUCAAGAUUGAAGAAAGUUGAGAAAAUUUAAAAUAAUUUUAAUUUUAUAUAUGUUUAAUUGUUUGAAAUAAAAUUGAUUUACUGAUGUAA
Molecule: messenger RNA, 2651 nt
Organism: Harmonia axyridis
Lineage: Eukaryota; Metazoa; Arthropoda; Insecta; Coleoptera; Coccinellidae
Exons: 6
Coding region: 126-2582 (818 amino acids)
Biological process (GO): transcription initiation at RNA polymerase III promoter
Cellular component (GO): transcription factor TFIIIC complex
Molecular function (GO): histone acetyltransferase activity
Source: RefSeq, a predicted model, not a curated record